AUGGAAAGAAAGAAGAUAAUUAAUCAAGGCCACUGUGAAAAGGAAGAGAUAUUCUGGAUCAAAAUAGAAAAUGGAAUAUGGUGGCCUGGUCUUGUUGCCGAUGGCUCUGGGACAUUUUGGGAUGAAGAUGCAAUAGAGAAUCGUGGCAAUAGUAAAGAUGAGGAAGAGAAUCGUGGCAAUAGUAAAGAUGAGGAAGAGAAUCGUGGCAAUAGUAAAGAUGGGGAGGAGGAUCGUGGCAAUGGUAAAGAUGAGGAAGAAAAACGUGGCAAUAGUAAAGAUGAGGAGGAGAAUCGUGGCAAUAGUAAAGAUGGGGAAGAGGAUCGUGGCAAUAGUAAAGAUGAGGUAGAGAAUCGUGGCAAUAGUAAAGAUGAGGUAGAGUAUCGUGGCAAUAGUAAAGAUGAGGAAGAAAAACGUGGCAAUAGUAAAGAUGAGGUAGAGAAUCGUGGCAAUAGUAAAGAUGAGGUAGAGAAUAGUGGCAAUAGUAAAGAUGGGAAAGAGGAUCGUGGCAAUAGUAAAGAUGAGGUAGAGAAUAGUGGCAAUAGUAAAGAUGGGGAAGAGGAUCGUGGCAAUAGUAAAGAUGGGAAAAAGGAUCAUGGCAAUAGUAAAGAUGGGGAAGAGGAUCGUGUUAGCAGUACCGAUAGGGAAGAGGAUUGUGUCAGCGGUAGAGAUGAUGAGGAUACUGUCAGCGGAACAGAUAGGGAAGAGUAUUGUGUUAGCAGUACAGAUGAGGAAGAGAAUAAUGUGUGCAGUACAGAUUGGGAAAUGGAUAGUGCCAGCGGUACACAACAAGAUACUGUGAGUAGCUCAAAUAAGGAUGGUGAUGGUGUAAGCAGCACAAACAACAAAAGAGAUUGUAUCAGCAACACUAGAAAUAAAAAUGAUACUGUCAGCAGAGGAAGUAAUAAUGAUUCAGACAUGUCAGAUACAAUACCAAUAUAUACUGCACAAUCAGGUGCAUUUCUCCAAAAUACCUUGACAUCUAAGCAGCACUGCUGCAUGUACUGUGAAAAAUUAUAUGCAAAGGUGCCUCGUCAUAUGGAACAAGUUCACUCUGAAGAACAUGAAGUGGCUAAAAUUCUUGCCAUGCCAAAGAUGUCAAAACGUAGAAGAGGGGCAUGGGUAAUAUUAGUGGGCAAAGGUGACUUUAAACACAAUCUAAAAGCAAGGACAGAAAACAAAGGCAUGAAGGCAAAAGUCGCCCAAGUACUGAUGGCAAUAAACAGUGGGAAGAAUACAUACAAGGGCCAGGACCUUGAUGAAAUUGACGUCAAUGUGGAAGGACUGAUUAUAGUGUUGGAAUGGAAAGAUAUUAAACAAGACUUUGUAUUUGCAGUGAUAGAAGAUUCAGAUGAUGACGUUGUAGAAAAGCAAAACAAUGUUGACAAAGAUGUGGAUUUUCUUUCAGUCAGCAAACCUAUUCUACCAGAUGAAGGCACAGCCAGUCUAGCUGAACAGAAGCAAACUCAAAGACACCACAGACUUUCUGACAGUGAUAACAGCUACCAGCCUGAUAGAAAAAGACAGAAGAGUAAAAGAGGUGAGAAGCAAACUGGUGUUUUAAAAAAAUUCCAGAGGACUAGCAAGCAUAUGGCAGAGAAGAGUACUGAAAGGCCAGUAUGCUCAGAAAAGCUCAAGCAAGCUAAACGACCUGGAUUUUCUGUAGAAGAAAAACACAAGAUUGAGAGGGUUAUGGAACAUUACCUUAAA
Priapulus caudatus is the source of this 1707-nucleotide messenger RNA. RefSeq lists its product as uncharacterized. The record is from RefSeq and is a predicted model, not a curated record. The transcript has 9 exons. NCBI's taxonomy places the organism in Eukaryota, Metazoa, Priapulida, Priapulimorpha, Priapulimorphida, Priapulidae. The annotation marks the transcript as partial.